This is a messenger RNA of Capsicum annuum, 639 nucleotides long. Its product is annotated as 12-oxophytodienoate reductase-like protein. Lineage: Eukaryota; Viridiplantae; Streptophyta; Magnoliopsida; Solanales; Solanaceae. The record is from RefSeq and is a predicted model, not a curated record. The transcript has 4 exons. Gene Ontology annotation, molecular function: FMN binding; oxidoreductase activity. Bases 1 to 639 code for a protein of 212 amino acids.
AUGCGCGGAGGAGGCAGGGGAGGACGUGGACGUGAACGUGGCCGAGGACGUGGACAUAUACAUGGUGUAUUCAUACAUGAGGGAUUAGGAGAUGUGCCAUUACUUCCGUCUCCAGAGCCAGAUCCUCAGGCAGCGGCAUAUGAUGACCCAGUAGUUCAAUUAUUUAGUUCAGUGGAAUGUUUUGUAUUUAUGAUCUUCUAUAGUUCCACUGGUUAUAAAGAAAUACCUGACAAUGGUGACUACUUCAGACCAACACCAAAGCAACUAAAAACUAAUGGACUCCCUCUCAUUGUCAAUGAUUUUAAAAUUGCAGCCCACAAUGCCAUUGAAGCUGGAUUUGAUGGAGUGGAGAUCAAUUCUGCAAACAGCUACAUCAUUGAUCAAUUCUUGAACGAUCAAGUCAACGAUAGGAUUGAUGAAUAUGGUGGAAGCAUUGGGAACCGUUGUAGACUUGCUCUCGAAAUUAUAGGAGCAGUUGUGGAAGAAAUCGCAGCAGACAGAGUUGGCGUAAAACUCUCUCUUUUCUCCGAAGUGUACGGGAAAAAGGACUCGAACCAAGAAGCCCUGUCGACUUAUUUGGCUAGUGAACUGACUAAGCUGGGAGUUUUGUAUCUACGUGUUUUCGAGCCAAGGGACUAA